GCCGCCGCCGCCGCGGGACGGGUUCGGGUCCGUGUCGCGCUCGGCGGGCGCGGGGAGCAGAGCGGCCGCAGCGAGAGCUCCCUAAGCGCCCGCUCGCCAUGUCCAGGAAGAAGACCCCCAAAAGAAAGGGGGCCAGCGCUCCCGCUGCCUCCGCGCUGCCUGCGGCCGACGGGUCCCGGCCUGCGCGCCCAGGGACUGCGCGCCCCGGGCCCCAGGCGCGGCCCAACGGACCCCCGCAGCCCGGCCGGCCCUCGCUUGGCGGCGGCGACUUCUACGACGUCGCCUUCAAGGUCAUGCUGGUGGGGGACUCAGGCGUGGGGAAGACCUGCUUGCUCGUGCGCUUCAAGGACGGGGCUUUCCUGGCAGGGACCUUCAUCUCCACUGUGGGCAUCGACUUCCGGAACAAAGUUCUGGAUGUGGAUGGCAUGAAGGUGAAGCUGCAGAUCUGGGACACGGCUGGCCAGGAACGGUUCCGCAGUGUCACCCACGCCUACUACCGCGACGCUCAUGCACUGCUGCUGCUCUAUGAUGUCACCAACAAGGCCUCCUUUGACAAUAUCCAGGCCUGGCUGACGGAGAUCCAUGACUAUGCCCAGCGGGACGUGGUGCUCAUGCUGCUGGGGAACAAGGUGGACUCUGCCCAGGAGCGCGUAGUGAAGAGGGAGGACGGAGAGAAGCUGGCUAAGGAGUACGGGCUGCCCUUCAUGGAGACCAGCGCCAAGACAGGCCUCAACGUGGACUUGGCCUUCACAGCCGUAGCCAAGGAACUGAAGCAGCGCUCCAUGAAAAUCCCCAGUGAGCCACGCUUCCGGCUGCACGACUAUGUCAAGAGGGAAGGCCGAGGGGCCUCCUGCUGCAGACCCUGAACCUGACUGGGCACUGCCACCGCACGACCUCCAGGAGGCCCAUGCAAAGCGGGACAGAGGGUCCUCUGGUGGUCAGUCCCAGACUGAGCCUUGCCUUUCCUUAAAGCCUCAGUUCCAACAGGCUUCACGGAGCCGAUGGGUCUGCAGGCCUCCUUCGUGUGCUGCCGCCGCCGCAGCGCCUUGCCCCCAAGGCCUUGAUGGAAAAGCAACCGUGUCCCGCACAGGAGGGGAGCACCCCGCAAUGUAAGCCUGUGCAGAGAGCCUGGUCUUGUGGCCAUGGCACUCUGCUGCCCUCUCCUGGACACGCCCAGCUUCAAGGCCAGCCCCGGGUGUACCGUGCCUAACCCCUCAGAAAGCCAUUGUCUUCAGCGACACACGCUGCCCAGGCAGGCAAAGGCCAGCCUCCUGCCCGUGCCCGAGGCAGAGGGCCUCGCUGAACAGCCAGUCACGCAUCUGUGCCCCAAGGACCAGAGCCACGUGCUGCCAGCCCACACACUCAGAGACUGGUUCAAACACCAACAGGGUCUUCCUUCCGUGUUACCCUGAGGACACCAAGUUUGCGGCUUUGUAAUACACGAACGGCAUGUGGGAAAUGCUAAGACGUCAGGGAAGCUAGAGCUGCCAGCCCAGCUAAGGCCUGUGCAGAGCAAGGUCAAGCCAGGAGGCUGGCAGCGUGCUGCAUCUCGUAGGUUGGUGUUUAAACUAACAGUCUUUGUUUUCAGUCCUAGUGAAUAAAGUUGUGUUUUCUGAA
This is a messenger RNA of Hyaena hyaena (striped hyena), 1617 nucleotides long. RefSeq names its product RAB26, member RAS oncogene family (gene RAB26). The record is from RefSeq and is a predicted model, not a curated record. The transcript has 9 exons. The coding region runs from base 99 to 866 and encodes 255 amino acids. Gene Ontology annotation, cellular component: endosome; Golgi apparatus. Gene Ontology annotation, molecular function: GTP binding; GTPase activity. NCBI's taxonomy places the organism in Eukaryota, Metazoa, Chordata, Mammalia, Carnivora, Hyaenidae.